CCCCACCCUCUCCCCUCCUUUUCAGUCCGCUAGUCCUGUUUCACAGCCGGGCUGACCGACGCCUAUUCCCGGGGAACAAUCAUCGUAUUCUUCUUCUUCAUUCCCAGAGAGGGAUGGAAAGACAAAAGUAAUGGAUUGAGAGUAGAGAAAUGAGAGGAAACUCGACUGGAAUCCCAAGAUAAAAUAAAUGUUUAAAAAAACCACAAACAAAAAUUCAAGGAAAGAAACUAACAAGAACGCUAGAAGUACAAGUUCGAUAGUCGGAAAUAUUCUCGACCAUUCCUCCUUUGAUCCCUCAUUUCCAUUUUUGUUUUAAAAGACUUUUCGUGAAUAAUGCGGACGAGCGUCGGAGAUACAGAGGCCGGACCAUAAAGAAACAGACACGGACAUUGACUCAUCCGUACGGAAAGGCAACUUGGUUUCUCUUGUACGACGCCAUUGGUACUCAAGAUAAGUUGUACUUGCCAGAAAACUGUGUUUUGUCAGUUUUAUUAACGUAUUUACUCCUCACAACUGCGAGGGACUUCUGAUUCGUACCUGCGUGGAACUUCUGACUGAACAUGGUGACAUGGCUGAGCGACUGGUUCUGGCAGGAGCGGCUGUGGUUCCCCGAGGGCCUGGGCUGGGCCGACCUCCAGGACCGCGACGGCCGGGUCUACGCCAAGGCGUCCGACCUGUGGGUCACCGUCCCCCUGGCGCUCUGCUUCCUGCUCAUCCGGCAGGUCUUCGAGAGGACGGUGGCCACGCCUCUUGCGUCUCUCCUGGGUGUGAGAGAGAGAGUGCGGCUUCGAGCCGAACACAACCCUUUACUGGAGGCCUACUUCUGUAGCACAAGCAAACACCCCUCACAGAGCUCCAUGGAGAGUUUGAGCAAACAGACGGGCGGCUCGGUGCGCCAGGUCCAGAGGUGGUUCCGCCGUCGCAGGAACCAGGACCGGCCCAACCUGGUCAAGAAGUUCCGGGAGGCCAGCUGGAGAUUUACCUUUUACCUUCUUGCUUUCAUUGCUGGCCUGGCUGCACUCAUUGAUAAACCCUGGCUCUAUGACUUGAAAGAAAUGUGGAGUGGAUUUCCUGUGCUGACCCUCCUGCCCUCGCAGUACUGGUACUACAUGAUAGAGCUGGGGUUCUACGUUUCCCUGCUGUUCAGCGUGGCCACGGACGUCAAGCGCAAAGACUUUAAGGAGCAGAUUGUUCACCACUUGGCCACCAUCACGCUCAUCAGCUUCUCCUGGUGCGUCAACUACAUCCGGGCGGGGACCCUGAUCAUGCUGACCCACGACGCCGCCGACUACCUGCUGGAGUCAGCAAAGAUGUUUAACUAUGCAGGCUGGAGAAAAACCUGCAACUACAUCUUCAUCCUCUUCGCCGCCAUCUUCAUCAUCACUCGCCUCGUUAUCUUCCCCUUCUGGAUCAUGCACUGUACCUGGGUGUACCCGGUGACCAUAUACCCCCCGUUCUUUGGGUACUACUUCUUCAACGGGCUGCUGCUGGUGCUGCAGUGCCUGCACAUCUUCUGGGCCGUCCUCAUCAUGCGCAUGGCCAUCAAGUUCCUACCGGGAAACAAAAUAGUGGAGGAUGAGAGGAGCGACCGCGACGAGACGGACGAGUCUGAGGAGGAGGAGGACCAGAAAGAGGGACAGGGGAAACCCACCAAAAACGGCCCCGUGCGGAACGGCCAUCCGGCCAUUAACAACAACCACCGCAAGACGGAGUGACCCCCGCAGAGGGGGGGGGGGGGCGCGAGGGGGGGCGUGGCCAGAGCGCAGGAAGAACUCUCCUCUCUCACAGAGGGAACGGGGCUCCUGUCACACACACACCGAUGAACACUAGACACACACACACACACACACGCACUCACUCCCACCGAGACCAACGCAGACAGCCAUCCGCUGACCGGUAGAGAAGCAACACUAAACUCCUGCCUUUUCUGUCUCUGGAGAGGAGGAAGAGGACGAAGAGGAGGAGAGAGGGAUAGCAAAUGCCAUUAGCGUAAUCUGAACUUUUAGUGCCUUUUAACAGUCAGGUUGUGUCCCUUCUUUCUCUGUCUGUUUCUCUCUCUCUCUCUAUUCCCUUCCCCUCUCCUUUUCUCUCCCUGUGCCUGCCCCCCCCCCCCCCCCCACCCCUCAGUCUUAUUCACUAACCCUGUCCCACUGUGAGGUUCGUCCACUGCGUCCACAUCGACUCCCCCCACACACACACACACACAAAAAACACUGAAAGGAAAUAUGUAAGCAAAGAGACUUGAGAAUCGUGUCACCAUUCUGUUCCUGGUCAGUAUUCUGUGUGUAAAGCGCACGUGCGCUGUGAUUGGUCCUGAAACUGACUGCUCGAUGCUGCCUUCUCUGGCCGAGUGCCUGUUUUUGGGGGUUUUUUUCCCUUCAAAUUGUGGCAUAAUUGUCACUUUUGCCCUGACUGAACCAUGUUCAGACCACGGGGGAAUGUGUGCCAGUGUUGGGCUGCCACCGCAGAAAAGCAUACAGUACAGUGUCCUCGUAACCCCCCUCCUCCCCUUUGUAACUUGGUUCAGUCCGGCGGAGGCUUCGCUGGUGCUGCCUCCCGUUCCUCGGUGGGUCGCACGCGGAACGCCGGAUGAAUCGUUUCGCGGGUGUUUGAAGCAGCGUAUUUACCGUGCGUAUUUACGGCAUAGGGUAACUCUGAGACUGCACGGCAGUUUGUUUCAUCUAACGUAGCACGCGCCAGUUGUGUUUACCUUUUUAUUUUAUUUUUUUUUGGUUCAAAUUCGAUUUAAAAAAUAAAUCAGCCCAAGAAGAGCCGUUUUAAACGUUUCAAAGGGAGAGUAGAAAACAGCAUGAGCUGUUUUUGCUCUCGUGUGUUUAAAUUUCUGUUUCCGUUAGUCUGUCGAAUGCGAAGUCUUUCCAGGAGCAGGAAAUCGCACUAAAUGAAUGAAUUUAUUUUAAUAUGAUUUUUUUUUGGGUUUAAUUUUCUGAUGAGAUGUUACUUUGGGUUUUAAUUUGUUUUUUAAACCGAAGAGCCAAAGUCACCCAGAUUGACCAUCUUUCAAUCAUGCGUACCAUUAUUGUCCAAUCCCUUUAAGUUUAGUCCAAUUGAGUACCGAUCAGUUGCAGUAUACUGUAGUCCAGUAUAGUACACCAUGCAGUAUUCUAAUCUAGUACAGUUGAUUUCUUUUACAGUAUUAUCCUGUUCAUAUUGUUAUUUUUGAAUGUGUUCAGUGGCUAGUAAUUGUGGGCCAAAAAAAAACUACACAGAAGUUAGUUUCUAGCAAGACUGAGUUUGGGUGUUUUUGUGGAGUCCGGUUUUCUUUUUUCUCCCUUUUUUUUUUUUUUUUUUUGAAAUGCGGGUUUACAGUUUUAUUUAUGCUGAGCGUUUGGGCAGUGGAUGGAUCCGCUUGCUCUGCUACUUAGCGAAGAGUAACGAAGAGGAAAAAAGAAAAGGCCAAAAUGAGAUUUACGUUAUUAUUUCGUUUGAACUGUUAUUUUAUUUCAUUUCGUAAGUGCCUUAUCCGUGAAAGUGUGGAUCCUGUCUGUGUGUUCCUAAUUCCUCCCUCUUACGCUGCUAAGCGCCUGAUUCUUCCCUUUCUGGUCGUCACUUCCUCAUUACUACUCAUUCUCAUUGGCCCUGCCAAACUCGAUCACCCAAUCACACUCUGUUCUGCUGUGGUCUUUCAUUCCAUUUUGCUCAUAAUUCUAACCAUGGCUGCCACAACCACCCCCCCCUCACCACGAACACCCAUCCCUUUCUUCUUACCUGUUCCAGAAAACAACAGCAGCUCCCUUAUUGCAAUGUUUUAAUUUUGUAUUUUUUUUUUUUUUGUUAUGAUGCCAAAAUAUAAGAUUCAAAUUAUGACUAUGAA
Messenger RNA from Anguilla anguilla (European eel), 3832 nucleotides. RefSeq names its product ceramide synthase 2-like. Gene Ontology annotation, cellular component: membrane. The record is from RefSeq and is a predicted model, not a curated record. Gene Ontology annotation, biological process: ceramide biosynthetic process. The transcript is spliced from 11 exons. NCBI's taxonomy places the organism in Eukaryota, Metazoa, Chordata, Actinopteri, Anguilliformes, Anguillidae. Gene Ontology annotation, molecular function: sphingosine N-acyltransferase activity; DNA binding. Bases 561 to 1715 code for a protein of 384 amino acids.